Malurus melanocephalus (red-backed fairy wren) is the source of this 2170-nucleotide messenger RNA. RefSeq names its product PEAK family member 3 (gene PEAK3). Lineage: Eukaryota; Metazoa; Chordata; Aves; Passeriformes; Maluridae. The coding region runs from base 244 to 1953 and encodes 569 amino acids. Gene Ontology annotation, cellular component: focal adhesion; actin cytoskeleton. The record is from RefSeq and is a predicted model, not a curated record. Gene Ontology annotation, molecular function: protein kinase activity. The transcript has 3 exons. Gene Ontology annotation, biological process: protein phosphorylation.
GAACCAUCGCACACGGAGCAGCUCCCACCCCCAGGAUUUCCCGAUGCGGCAGYUGGAGUCACUGCGCCACCAAACUCCCCGUGUUUCUCCCCAAAACCGCCCCGCCAAGGCUCCCCGGGCCGACACUUCCCCUUUUCGCCGUGUUCCUCCUCGGGGCCGGCCCCGCAGGGACUCGGAGCCCGCGGGGUGACGCCGAGCAGGGCCCCCAGGCCGGACCUGGCUGUCCCCGGAGCGGCCACCCCCAUGCCGGACACGCCAGGGGAAUGCCCCCUUCGGUCCCCCAGCUCUGCCCUCAUCUACAGCAACGUGGGGGAGCUGCGGGCCCACCUCGUYCCCCGCAAGGCCAGCCGAGGGGAAGGCACCGGGAGACCCCUCCCUCAGGCCGACCCGGACCCCCGGCCUCCCCCGCUGCCCAAAAAGCAGCUCCAGCGAGCCGAGUCCCUCCCGGAGCCGGGAUCAUCGCACCGCUGCCGUAGCGAGCCCGAGCCGCGGGCUGGCAGCGUCCUCUACAGCAUCCCCCCGGYCCAGCCGCGGCACGGGGAGGGGGCUGCCCCGCUGGACAGACCCUCCUGGGCACCCAAGAAACCCCUGAGCAAAUCCCAAAGCCUGGGGGAGCCGCCGGCCUGGAGCAGCCCCCAGAGAGCCAGCYUGAAGGAGCUGAAUUUCGGGACAGCGGACGGGGAGCUGGGGCAGCUCCUGGAGAGCCCGGCCGGGCUCUGUGGGGUGGUUUUGGGGUGCCARGAGGCCGCCCUKGCCCGGCUGUCGGCUCGCAUGCAGRAGGAGCUGCUGGGGCCCGAGGACAAGCAGCAGCUGCUGCAGGUGGAGCUGGCGGGGAAGGGCUGGGGAGCCCUCGGCCUCCUGGACCCCCGGCCCUGCUGCCAGAGCGGGGACGCCUGGUACUUCAGGGUGGGCUUCACCUUCGAGCACAGAGAGCUGCAGUUCGCAGCCAAGGUCCCCAAGCCGUGCUGCUCCAACCUGGGCGCGCAGAGCUCGCUGGGGACGCACUGCAGCAUCCARCGCCUGCUCGGCCGCUUCACCGACCGCCUCCCUCGGGAGCUGCUGCUCCCGGGAAUCCCUGAGAAACACAGUCGGGACCAUUCCAGCGAGGAGCCGGCCUGUCCUGCCCCUCAGCCCGUCGUGCAGGUUCUCCUUUGUGCCGAGGUCCCCCAGCAGACCCUGGCAGAGUUCGUGAAGAGCUCCCACGCUUUGCACAGGAGCAGCCCCGGGCACUACGAGCGCCUGAGCUGCCUCCUGCUCCUGCAGCUCUGCAUGGGACUGGAGCACCUACGGGGGCAGAAUGUGGCCCAGGGCGACCUGUGCCCCGAGAACCUGCUGCUGGUGCAGUGCCCGUGUCCCUCCCGGAGCCAGCAGGGCCAGAAGGAGCCGCUGGGGCUGUCCCUUCCCCGGCUGCUCAUCAGCAGCUUUUUCAAGGUGCAGGAGAGGCAAAGACCUUGCUCCAGCAGCCAGGAGCGGGACUGGAGCCAGGGAGCGGCCGCAGCCUCCCCUCCGGCAGCGGCCGAGCUGAACGUGGGCCGGCUGAUCUUUCAGAUCUUGCAUGUGGACAUCUCUCUGGAGAACAUCCUGGGCUUCAGCAGCGCCAGGCUCCCCGAAAUCCCCUCGCUGUCCAUUUACUCGGCGGGGCUGCGGCGCCUGGCCGCGCUGCUGCUGCACAGGGAUCCUGGCAGGAGGGUGACCAUCGAGCAGGCCAGGGCUGUGCUGCAGGUGCUGCUUUGGGGACCACGACAGCAGCUCUUUGCCACCAGCGGCAGGAGCCUGGCGCUGCUGCGGGGCUGGCUGCAGCUCAAGAGGGCUCUGCUGCUGCUGGGCUUUGCGGAGAGCUGGGCUGGGCARGGAGGGAGCCCCGGACUGGAGGAGUGGCUGUGCUGUCAGUACUUUCAGGGGGUCACUGAACACGCCCUUUUCCAGGUCACUCAGGUGCUCUACGCUCCCUAAACCAACCCUUGGGUUCAGCUCUCCUCAAAGCCAAGAGCCCACGAGGAGCUGGAUKAAUCUGUCCUGUCCACUGAGAGAAUUUUGAAACAAAAUUAUUUYUGUAAGGCCCUUUCCAAGACAAGGAAGCCUGGAAAGACAGGCUUUAUAAWUAUAUAAAUAAACCUCUACAGAUCAGUGUUUACAGAGCAGGUAUUUGUUUAUUGCAGCGCUGGAGGUG